Molecule: messenger RNA, 1559 nt
Organism: Lagopus leucura (white-tailed ptarmigan)
Lineage: Eukaryota; Metazoa; Chordata; Aves; Galliformes; Phasianidae
Gene: METTL24
Product: methyltransferase like 24
Exons: 5
Coding region: 4-1032 (342 amino acids)
Source: RefSeq, a predicted model, not a curated record
GCGAUGCCCAAGGAGCGGCCGCUGUGGCGGGGCGCGGCUUUCCGUCUUUGCGUGCUCUCGGCCGCGCUGCUGCUCUGCCUGCAGCUGGCCGUGCGGCGUUCGUGGUGCCCGGAGGAGAGACCCCGGCUGCCCGCCGUUGCGGCGUCGGGGCGGGCGGUCCCUCAGCCCCGCGGCACGGCGGCGGCCUCGGGGCGGCGGCGGGUGACCUACGUGCGGAGCGGGCGGCGGGGCGGCAGGCCGGGCAAGAAGACUGCAAGGUGGCACAUUGAACUGCAGCCAUGGGCAAGUCCAACUCCUUCCUUGAACUAUGAAGCUUUGAGGUUCCUGAAGUACAUUAGCACUUCUCAAAUUUCAUGUGAGCACAUGAACCUGAGCAGCCUGAGGGGCAACUCUGAAGCCAUGAAGAGGCCCUGGUCAGUCUGCCUUGAUGAGAGGUUUAGCCUCAUCCACCGGCUCAGAAACAAGCAGUGCCGUCUCUAUUCCCUGGGACUGGGCAAUGACGACAACCAGUUUGAGAUCAGCAUGGCUAACAGUGGAUGCGAGGUGCAUCGCUUCGACCCCAGCAUAAAGUCAGCACACAUCCAGGAAGGUCAGCACCUCUGGUAUCAUCGCCUGUCCGUUGAUUGGAGGGAUCCCAACCCAGCCAUUGCUGCACACAAACUUCACAGCAACACAAAGAAGCUGGGCACGAUAUUGAAUGAAUUUGGACAUCAGAAGAUUGAUGUCCUCAAGGCAGAUGUGGAGAGCGCGGAGUGGAAAAUUUUGGAAAACCUGAUCUUGGAGGAUGUUGUUGAGCAAAUAGGGCAGCUGGUCUUUGAGGUGCACAUCCACUGGCCUGGUUUUGAGGUCAGCGGCAAUGACAGCACUGUGGUGCGGUACUGGUACAGUCUGCUCCGAGAGCUGGAGCUGAAGGACUUCAGGCUUUUCCAUACCUACAAAGACUUAUCAAAACCACAGAUGCUUCUGAAAAAGGAAGCCUUCAAUGCCAGUAGCUGUUACACGCUGAGCUGGGUGAAUACAAGAUGGAAAUAGCAGAAAGGAAUCUAUGACGUGUGACUGUGAGCCAUCUGUCCCAUAACAUUAUUGAAGAGGACCUGAGAGUCACUGGCUGAAGUUGCCAAAUAAGCAUACAGCGAUUGCUGGUGGAAUGGGCUGGCAUUUGUUUUUAAACACUGUCAAAAGAGCUGAAAGUGGAACCUGGUCUUUUUGGCUUGUUUUUAGUUCAGGUGAAGUUCCACAGUGACUUGUCUAGCACUGCACCUGGCUGCCUCCUGGCUCCUUCCCACAGAGCUCCCUGGCCCUGCCUCUCUCCCUGCCAGGGGCACACGGAUGCUUGUAGAGGUAGUGGUUCUGGUCUUGGGGACACGGGGACAUGUCCUGCUCUGCAUGUGGGCUCUGAGCACUGGCAUGCAAGAUUGAUGCAGGGUGCUCCUAACAACCCGGCUCAGCCAUUCCCUUAGAAGCUAAGCAAUGAGAGGGAGCUAAAAAGUAUGUAGCAGGUGGUUUAUUGUUAUUUUAAUUAAUAAUUUUGACAUUAAACUUUGCAUUGAAAUACAAGA